Messenger RNA from Aphidius gifuensis, 516 nucleotides. RefSeq lists its product as uncharacterized. The transcript has 4 exons. Bases 1 to 516 code for a protein of 171 amino acids. The record is from RefSeq and is a predicted model, not a curated record. Lineage: Eukaryota; Metazoa; Arthropoda; Insecta; Hymenoptera; Braconidae.
AUGGAAAAAGAAAUGUUUGCCAUCGUCCAAUGGACACAAGGAAAAGAUAAAGGACGAUAUACUGUCGGAUACCCAAUAUCUUACAUUAAAAAUUUUAAUUAUGAAUUAUAUGAAAAUGAUGAAUACGAACUUGAUCAACCAUUCCCAGUAGAAUGGCAUGAACCUGGGAAAAAACCUGUUGGCGGAUGGGAGGUCUUUGAAGCCAUUGUUAUACAAGUGUCAAGUUCGAUUAAAAAAUUAGAAAAAAUGAUGAAUAUCAUUGACGUAAAGGCGGGCAAAACACAAACUGCUUUGUUACCAAUGGCUAAGCACAUGGUGCCAGGAACAGAGGACGCAAAUGUAUCGAGAAAAAAAAAGAUAAGUGAAACUGAACUUGAUGAUAAAAACGAAUCAUCAGAAAUCUUAAAUGUCGAACUUCUAACAGGGCCAACACUUACUGAUGGAAAAGAAAAAAAUGAAUAUGUGACUAAAGCUGAUUUAAAAGCCUGUAACUUUAAUUCUAUUUUUUGCAGCUGA